CCUCAGACUCUCAGCUCAGCUCAGAAGAGAGAGAGAGAGAGAGUGUGUGUGUGUGUGUGCGCGCGCGCUUCCCCAUCCCCAUCCCUCGGAUCACCGCCGCCGCUGCAAACCCUAACCCCCCGCGGCCAUGGAACCGCCCGCCGCCGCCUCGCCUGAUCCGACCACGUCCCCGGCCAAGCGCUCCGCCUGGAGGCACCCCGCCCCCAACGGCGUCGUCGACGCGCCCGCGCCCGCGCCCGCGCCUGCGCCUGCGCCUGGGGUCAUGGACGCCAACCACUGGCCCGCGCUAUCCGAGACGGCCAAGACCACCAAGCCCGCUCCCGCUCCCGACCCCUCCAGGCCUCCGGACUCCUCGUCUCCUGCGCCCGUCGCUUCAUCGGCCAUCGCGAAUUCAUCCCAUUCGCAAAAGCACGGCUCGGCCACCCAUCACGGUCGCCAGAAGCCGGCCAGGCGCGGGGCCGGCGGCGGCGAGCACUCCCCUAGGGACCAUCCUGACCGGAGCAACGGUAGGUGGGAUCACGGCAGUGGUGGUGGCGGGGCCAGGGGUGGUCAGAGAAACCACAAUAAUGGUAGCGGUAGAAGGGGCAAUGGCACCGGUGGCUAUGGCGGUGGGGUUUCUCACCAUGGUGGUGGUGGUGGUGCCGCCGGCGGCGGCUUUGGUGGCAGGCGAAGAGGGGGAUACGACAGCUUCUAUCGUGGCCCUCCUCCUCCAAUCGGUAUGGGCCCAUACAUGCGGGGUGCACCACCCCUACCUCCGCCGAUGGCGGUCGCUCCACCGUUCAUGGGUCCUCCGCCACCACCAGUCUCACCCAUGCGGGCAUUUGCUGGACCCAUGGUGUUCCAUGAUAUGCCGUCUCCGGUGUCUCCUGUAUCCCCAAUGUACUUUUUUGGCCCUCCCCCACCCCCAGAAGCUCUCAGGGGACUGGCUCUUGCACCUCCUAUGGUUGGUCCACCUGCUUACCCUUACUUUCAAGCCCCGCCUGAGCCACAGCCUGAGCCUGAGCCUGAGCCUGAUGCUGAAGAGAAACAUGCCAGGCUGCUGAAGCAGAUAGAGUUCUACUUCAGCAAGGAUAACUUAUGUACAGAUGUGUUUUUGAGGCAAAAUAUGGAUGACCAGGGCUGGGUUGAUAUAUCUCUCAUAGCUGGCUUUAAGAAGGUUCAGGAGCUGACUAAUGACCUACAGUAUAUAAAGGAGACAGUUCAGUCCUCAUCUAUACUGGAAAUACAGGACGGCAAAAUUAGGAAGCAAAAUGAUUGGGACAAAUGGGUGAUCCCCCGAGAGAGCAAUCCUGAUAUUCCAUCAAGCUCAGCAUCUGUGCCAGGCCCUGAUGUCAAUAAUCUGACAGCACAUCUUGGAGGCAUGGGUCUGCAUGUAUCUGCUAGCUCUAGUAGCACGGUGGACCAAAAUCAUCAUGAGGUCCUCCGGAAUGGAUCCUCUUCCGGUAAUGGCAAAGCACCAGUAGCUGAAGACAAUUCUGGUCACCAGUAGUUGCAAUAAGACACAUUGGCACCGAUUCACACCAUGACUGCAAGGGUUUUGUCUGAGCGCGAGUGACAGAGUACAAGUGAUUUUUUUGCAAUUUUUUUGGAGGAGGUAUGCUUGUUGGGGCGCAUUAGACUGACAAGUGAAUGUGUUUUUGGCGGUCAGGUAAGAUUUUGCUUUGCCUUGUUAUUAGGUGUAGUGUGCAAGGUAUCAGGUGGUUGGUGAAAAAAGCUGAAACAGAAGACAGCCAAGUAAAGGUGGUAUGUGGAGGCAUCAAAGAUGAUUAGGGGGGAAACAUGGAACCAAAAAAAAAGGUGGAAAAAACCCGACAGAGUGCCAAGUUAUUAGCCCCAGGCCCCUGUGGGCAGCUUGCUUAAUAUGCGAUUUCUGACUGCCCUUGUUUUAUUGGGGGGCUAUAUCGGUCCGAACUAGUUGUUGAGUUUUCCCAUAGGAUGUAAAAACCUCCAAUUUUUUAUGGAGGAUCUGAACUUUCUCACUCGGAGAGUCAGGGAGUUGCCUUGGAUCUUGUGCUACCUGUGACCUGUUUGGUGGAUGAUUCUGUUUUUUUUUUUAAUUCACAUCUCCUGUGGCACAUGCAUA
This is a messenger RNA of Phragmites australis (common reed), 2083 nucleotides long. Its product is annotated as la-related protein 1B-like. The record is from RefSeq and is a predicted model, not a curated record. Lineage: Eukaryota; Viridiplantae; Streptophyta; Magnoliopsida; Poales; Poaceae. Gene Ontology annotation, molecular function: RNA binding. Bases 128 to 1489 code for a protein of 453 amino acids. The transcript is spliced from 6 exons.